AUGCCGCCCUCUCGCUUCGCCAACGUCUCCAAGUGGAGAAACGCCCUCCUCACCCCGGCCAAGCAACAACACCGCUUCCACGAGCUCGGCCUCGCCACCCCGCCAGACUCGGGCACCUUGGUCGCCGCCUCAUCAGACUGGAUCAUAGCACGGGCCAAUACCACCGGCACCCUCCUCUUCCUCCCCCACCACUCGCCUGGAAAGUAUGCAAAGCAGCCCCCCACCUACCACGCCGCUUCCGCACCCAUCUCCGACCUCGCCCUCAGCCACUUUGACGAUGGCCUCCUCGCCGUCGCUUCCGAAAACGGCGCCAUCGCACUCCACACCUUGCCACCGCCACCCACUGCCGACGCCGCCUUCCCUCCAGCCCUCGAUCCCCCUCCGCAGCGCCUCAUCGACCUCGAGCCAGUCGCCGCCACAAAGCCCGUCUCGUCCCUCGCCUUUCACACCACCACCAGCAACCUCUUGGCCGCAUCCGCACACUCGUCCGUCGCCCUGUACGACGUCAACGCCGCAAAACCCACCAUCACCUUCGACGCUCCCUCGCCCCUCCUCUCGCUCGACUGGUCCCAGGAUGGCGUCAACCUCGCCUCGAUCGCAAAGGACGGCGUCGUGAGCAUCUGGGACCCGCGAUCCAGCUCACAGCCGGCCUCGACGGUGCACGCCCACGCCAGCAAGGUCAAGCCCUCCCGACUCGCCUAUGUUCGCUCAAACCUCAUCACCACCGGUUUCUCGGCCAUGCGCGAGCGCGAAUGGGCCGUGUGGGACCCCAGAGCCCUCCAGUCUCCCCUCAAGCGGGCCACCAUCGACAACUCGACCGGAGUCAUCACGCCCCUCGUCGACCACGACCGCGGACUCGUCUACCUGCUGGUCAAGGGCGACGCGACCCUGCGCUGGCUCGAAGUCGACGACGCCAAGACUUUUACCGAGGGCAACUGCCCGCUCAACUUCACCAUGGGCGGCGGCGCCAUCGCCCCUCCCACGGUGCACAGGGUCAUGGAGGGAGAGGUGGAUCGCCUUGUGCUCGCCUCGACUACCAGCGACGACUGCCUCGUGCCCGUCAGCGUCACCAUCCCCCGCAGGCAGUACAUCGACUUCCACCCCGACCUCUAUCCGCCCACGUCGAGCCGCGUCGCCGCCCAGACCGCUGCAAGCUGGCUGGCAGGCAGCGACGCUGCAGUCGAGCUCAUCAGCCAGGAUCCCGCACACGCCGCCACGGAGCGUCAGAGAGUGCGAGGCCAGGCGGGCUUGUCCCGCCACGCUGUAGCGUCGCCCACAAACGCUUCUGACCCAGCCCCCGGCAACGAGUCCUCGCCUGCGCCGGUACCGCAGCCGCCGACGCAGGCAGGCCAGCCUGGACAGGACGAGCUUCCUGCUGCUGCGCAGACAAUUGCGCCCUCGUCGUCAUCCGAGCCCAAGCCUGUCACAACGCCUUCGGCGUCAGCUGCGUCCAAGAGACCAUCUGAGCCGCAGACCCCGCAGCCUGUCCAGAAGACCUCGGCCGCACCCGUCCGUCACGCAGCUUCACAGCCGGACGCCAGCAAGGCUCCUUCAUCGGGGCUCCCUACAUCCCCGAGCCCAGCCGGAGGGGCCCGGACUGCGAACCCGGCUGCGUCUGCGCAGCUGCCCACUCCCAAGCGCGUCGCUCAGCCGCCUACGGCUCCGAGCAAGGACGCGCCGCGGUGGUCCAGGAGAUUCCUGCUCGGCAGCACACCCCUCAUCGCUGCGCACCAGAACCUCGCCGGCCUCGACCUUGGCAUGCCGCCAGAUGGUCGCAUGCUGGCGGCAAACGACCGCUUCCUCCUCUUCCCGCUCGCCGGUCCCGGCGGCCGGAUCGGCGUGCACCCGACCAAGGAGUCGGGCCGGAUGCCCACGCUCGUGCCGGCACUGUCGGCGUCGAGCAAGCUCGUCGACUUUGCCCUCGAUCCCCUGGACCCGCAGCGUGCGGUCUCUGUUCAUGAGGAUGCGGCAAUCCGCGUAUGGCGGCUGCCCGCCAAUGGGGAGGCGCUCGCGGAGCAGACCAUCGACACGCCGGAAGCCAUCCUCUCGUCGAAACGGGCUAGCAAGCAGUCCGAACUCGCCUUCCACCCGAGCGCCAAGGACCUUCUCGCCAGCUGCUCUCCCGAAAAGGGCGGCAGCCUCCUCUUGUGGAACCUGGCCAGCCCGUCGACCGGGCCCGUCGCGAUUCCAGUCGAGGGCGAUGGGACGACCUCUCUGGCGUGGAGCCCCGAUGGCAGGUCCAUGGCGCUAUCGUGCAAGGACAAGGCCGUGCGCGUCAUCGCGCUGCGACCCUCUGCCACUCGAGCAGCGGACUCGGCGCCGAUGUCGACGGCCUCGUCGGAUGCCGAACGCGCGUCAAGGGCCUUUCUGGAGCGUUCGAUCACCUUUGCCCGGCACGAGGGUCGACCCCACGUCACGCUCACCUUUGCGCAGUCGAGCGACGGCAAGAUCGCAGGAGAGGGCAAGCAGCAGCUGGCUCUCAGCGGCAAGGAGAGCAUGCUCAUGACCCACAACCUCCGGACGCUGCACGACGGCAUCCUCGUCGGCAUCGGCACCGUGCUUAACGACGAUCCUCAGCUCAACGCCCGGCUGCUGUCGUCGCCAACCCCGGUCGAUCGUCUGCCACGACCGAUCGUCCUCGACUCGGCGCUGAGGACGCCUGUCGCGUGCAAGCUGAUCCGCAACGGCCAGAGCGGCGUCGGCCGCCGACCCCUCAUCCUCUGUUCCGCCUCUGCCGACGAAGAGCGCCGACGAGCGUUGCACGAGGCUGGCGCCGAGGUCGUGCAGCUGCCAUCGGCCGGGGGCAGCCAGCUAGCCUGGGACGACGCGCUGGCGUUGCUCUCGCGGCACGGCAUCGAGCGACUCAUGGUGGAAGGCGGCGCCGCCGUGAUCGAUAGCCUGAUGGGCCGACAGGACCUCGUCGACACGCUGCUGGUCACCGUCGCCCCGCGCACCGUGGGCGAGCACGGGUUCGGCUUCUCUGCAGCCGUGCCGCACCCGUGUCCGGGAGCAUCGCAGAGAGAGAGCGACACAUUCCGCCUGCGCGCCGAAGAGACCUUUGGGCCCGAUCGAGUCAUUGUCUGGGACCAGUCGAGUCGAAAGCCGGAGGUGGUUGGGGAUGGAUCCGCGACAGCAGUCGACAUUAACACGACCGCCGCCACGCUCCGCUUUUCUGAUCUGCGCAACUGCCGGCUGACGUGGAUCGACGACGAGCACCUCGCCGUCGUCGGCCACACGGUCGGCUCGGCACGCCAGCUGCGCCUGCUGCGCGUCGGCGGAAGCGGUCUGGAGGAAAAGAGCCGGCUGACGCUCGACGUGUCGCCCGCGCUCCUCUUUCCGUCGUACGACGCCGACACCAACAUCCUCUGGCUGUGGUCCAAGGGCGAGAGGCUCAUCUCGGCGUACGAGGUGCGCGUCGCCGACCGGGGGCCCCUGACCGCCCUCUCGACGUUCCAGCACGGCCAGCCGCAGCUGGGCGUCGCCUUUUUGGCCAAGACGGCCGUCGACCCGAGCAAAGUCGAGAUUGGCGUGAGCUACCGCAUCGAAAAGGGCGAGAUCCGCAGGGUGUCGUGGAGCGUGCCGAGGUUGAGGCCCGAGUUCUUCCAAGACGACAUCUUUAUCCCCACGCGCGAUACGUCGCAGCCCUUGACGACUGCGGCGCGGUGGCUCCAGGGCGAGUCAGACGAGCGCGAGGCAACCUACCUGGAUCUGCGACCCGCCGACAUGGUGCCGCUCUCUCAAGCUCCCGAGGUGAAAAAGGAGAGCAAGCUGCCAAAGGGCCCCGUGGCCAAGGUGCUGACCGAGGACGAGAAGAAGGAGAAGCUGCUCGAUGGCAUCUUCAAGAAGGCCAAGCACCGUGGCGGUACCGCCUACGACGCCGCCGGCGCCGGCAAUGGCGUUGGACGCGAUGAAGAAGAGGACGACGACGACGACGACGAUGAGCCCCCCGUCGGCUCUGCCGCUCGAAGGGCCCCCGACAACGACGACUGGAGCGACUGA
Pseudozyma flocculosa PF-1 is the source of this 3999-nucleotide messenger RNA. RefSeq lists its product as uncharacterized. The record is from RefSeq and is a predicted model, not a curated record. Bases 1 to 3999 code for a protein of 1332 amino acids. The transcript is spliced from 4 exons. Gene Ontology annotation, molecular function: 5-amino-6-(5-phosphoribosylamino)uracil reductase activity; protein binding. Lineage: Eukaryota; Fungi; Basidiomycota; Ustilaginomycetes; Ustilaginales; Ustilaginaceae. Gene Ontology annotation, biological process: riboflavin biosynthetic process.